Molecule: messenger RNA, 2292 nt
Organism: Hyaena hyaena (striped hyena)
Lineage: Eukaryota; Metazoa; Chordata; Mammalia; Carnivora; Hyaenidae
Gene: RXFP2
Product: relaxin family peptide receptor 2
Exons: 18
Coding region: 1-2292 (763 amino acids)
Biological process (GO): G protein-coupled receptor signaling pathway
Cellular component (GO): membrane
Molecular function (GO): G protein-coupled receptor activity; protein binding
Source: RefSeq, a predicted model, not a curated record
AUGGACAGUUUCACUACGGGCAGGAAAAGAGACCUUAUCCUUUGUGCAUCAAAAAAAGAAGCACCAGGGCCUCAGCUGAGUAUGGUGUGGCUUUUACACUAUUUUCUCCUCUUUCACAUAGAUUUUGCACUGACCAAGGGCAGUACAAUCACUCCUUUGUGCCCAAAAGGAUACUUUCCCUGUGGGAAUCUUACCAAGUGCUUACCCCGUGCUUUUCACUGUGAUGGUGUGGAUGACUGCGGAAACCAGGCUGAUGAGGACAAUUGUGGAGACACUAGUGGAUGGGCGACCAUAUUUGGCACAGUCCAUGGAAAUGCUAAUUAUGUGGCAUUAACACAGGAGUGCUUUCUAAACCAGUAUCCACAAUCCUGUGACUGUGAAGGAACUGAAUUGGAAUGUGUAAAUAUUGGCUUAAAGUCUGUGCCAGUGAUUUCCAGCAAUAUGACAUUACUGUCUCUUAAGAAAAAUAAAAUUCACAGUCUUCCGGAUAAAGUUUUCAUCAAAUACACAGCACUUAAACAGAUAUUUCUUCAGCAUAAUUGUAUAACACACAUAUCACGGAAAGCAUUUUUUGGAUUACAUAACCUGCAAAUAUUAUAUCUCAGCCACAACUGUAUUACAACUCUCAGACCCGGAGUAUUCAAAGACUUACAUCAGCUAACUUGGCUAAUUCUAGAUGAUAAUCCAAUAACCAGAAUUUCCCAGCGGUUGUUUACUGGACUAAAGUCCUUGUUUUUCCUGUCUAUGGUUAAUAACUACUUAGAAGCCCUUCCCAAACAGAUGUGUGCCCAAAUGCCUCGACUCAACUGGAUGAAUUUGGAAGGCAAUGGAAUAAAAUAUCUUACGAAUUCCACCUUUCUGUCAUGCAAUUCACUCACAGUGCUGUUUCUGCCUAGAAAUCAAAUUGAUUUUGUUCCAGAGAAGACAUUUUCUUCAUUAAAAAAUUUAGGAGAACUGGACCUGUCUGGCAAUAUGAUAAUGGAGCUACCAGCCCACAUUUUUAAAGAUCUGAAGCUUCUACAGAAACUGAAUCUGUCGUCCAAUCCUCUUUUGUAUCUCCACAAGAACCAGUUUGAAAGUCUUAAACAACUUCAGUCUCUAGACCUGGAAAGGAUAGAGAUUCCAAAUAUAAAUGCACAGAUGUUUCAACCCAUGACGAACCUUUCUCACAUUUAUUUCAAAAACUUUCGAUACUGCUCCUAUGCUCCCCAUGUCCGCAUAUGUAUGCCCUUGACUGACGGCAUUUCUUCAUUUGAGGACCUCUUGGCUAACAAUAUCCUCAGAAUAUUUGUCUGGGUUAUAGCUUUCAUAACCUGCUUUGGAAAUCUUUUUGUCAUUGGCAUGAGAUCUUUCAUUAAAGCUGAAAAUACGACUCACGCUACGUCCAUCAAAAUCCUUUGUUGUGCAGACUGCCUGAUGGGUGUGUAUUUGUUCUUCAUUGGCUUUUAUGAUAUAAAAUACCGUGGGCAGUAUCAGAAGUAUGCGUUACUGUGGAUGGAGAGCUUACAGUGCCGCCUCAUGGGGUUCCUGGCCAUGCUGUCCACCGAAGUCUCUGUCCUGCUGCUGACGUACUUGACUCUGGAGAAGUUCCUGGUCAUUGUCUUUCCCUUCAGCAACAUUCGUCCUGGAAAAUGGCAAACCUCAAUCAUCCUUAUUUGCAUCUGGACUAUGGGAUUUUUAAUAGCUGUGAUUCCAUUUUGGAAUGAGGAUUAUUUUGGAAACUUUUAUGGAAAAAAUGGCAUAUGUUUCCCACUUUACUAUGACCAAACAGAAGAUAUUGGAAGCAAUGGUUAUUCUCUUGGAAUUUUCCUAGGUGUGAACUUGCUGGCUUUUCUCAUCAUUGUGUUUUCCUAUAUUAUUAUGUUCUGUUCCAUUAAAAAAACUGCCUUGCAGACUUCGGAAGUGAGGAAUCACAUCGGAAGAGAGGUGGCUGUUGCAAAUCGUUUCUUUUUUAUAGUGUUCUCUGAUGCCAUCUGCUGGAUUCCUGUAUUUGUAAUUAAAAUUCUCUCCCUCUUCCGGGUGGAAAUACCAGGCACACUCACCUCCUGGAUAGUCAUUUUUUUCCUUCCAGUAAACAGCGCCUUGAACCCAAUCCUCUAUACUCUCACAACCAGCGUUUUCAAGGACAAGCUGAAACAGCUGCUGCACAAACAUCGGAGGAAAUCGAUUUUCAAAACUAAAAAGAAAAGUCUCUCUACAUCCAUUAUGUGGACAGAGGACUCCUCUUCACUUAAACUUGGGGUUCUGAACAAAAUAACCCUUGGGGAUGGUAUAGUGAAACCAGUUUCCUAG